This is a messenger RNA of Dicentrarchus labrax (European seabass), 2171 nucleotides long. It is a transcript of the gene bco2l, whose product is annotated as beta-carotene 15, 15-dioxygenase 2, like. Gene Ontology annotation, cellular component: mitochondrion. Bases 4 to 1710 code for a protein of 568 amino acids. Gene Ontology annotation, biological process: carotene catabolic process; retinal metabolic process. The record is from RefSeq and is a predicted model, not a curated record. The transcript has 12 exons. Gene Ontology annotation, molecular function: carotenoid dioxygenase activity; beta-carotene 15,15'-dioxygenase activity. Lineage: Eukaryota; Metazoa; Chordata; Actinopteri; Moronidae.
GCCAUGUCCAAGAACACAGAGCCACAGACACACAGCAAUCCUCCUUUCUUCUCCUCUCCUCUCCUCUCUCCUCUCUUAGUAUCCAGCAGGCAGCGCUGUCCGCAGGCCAAUGGGCUGGAGAACCUGGCACCUUUGGUGAGUUCUGUGGAGGAAACUCCUGAUCCCAUCCCCACCACCAUCAAGGGAACUAUUCCAGCCUGGAUCAAUGGGAGCUUCCUGAGGAAUGGUCCUGGGAAGUUUGAAUUUGGGAAAGACAGAUACACCCACUGGUUUGACGGCAUGGCCAUGAUGCACCGGUUCCACAUCUGCAAUGGCAAUGUCACUUACAGUAGUCGAUUCCUGCAAAGUGACUCAUAUGUCCGCAACUCAGAGAAGAACCGCAUUGUUGUUUCAGAGUUCGGGACAUUAGCCAUGCCUGAUCCCUGCAAGAACAUCUUUGCACGCUUCUUUUCACGCUUUCAGAUUCCUAAGGCCACAGAUAACGCCAGUGUAAACUUUGUCAAGUACAAGGGAGACUAUUAUGUCAGCACGGAAACCAACUACAUGAGAAGAGUGGAUCCACAGAGCCUGGAGACAAAGGAGAAGGUGGACUGGAGUCAAUACAUUGCUGUCAACUCGGCUACAGCUCACCCACACUAUGACCGCGAGGGGGCCACGUACAACAUGGGCAACUCCUACGGCAAAAGUGGUUUCUUCUACAACAUAAUCCGUGUACCUCCUCCUGAGGAGAAGGCAGAAGCACAGGAUUCUGCAGACCUGAAUGGAGCUAAAGUGAUCUGCUCCAUCCGUGCAGCUGAACCCAGGAAACCUUCCUAUUAUCACAGCUUUGUCAUGUCGGAGAACUACAUUGUGUUCAUUGAGCAACCACUCAAGCUGGACCUGCUGAAGUUCAUGCUGUACAGAAUCCAGGGAAAGAGCUUUCAUAAAAUCAUGACCUGGGAGCCUCAGAAUGAAACCAUCUUCCACUUGGUCAAUAGGCACACCGGCAAGGAGAGUGAGGUGAGGUACCGUGCAGCACCCAUGUUCACACUGCAUCAGAUCAAUGCUUUUGAAGACAAUGGGUUCUUGGUUAUGGACAUGUGCUGUGGGGACGACGGUGAGGUCAUUGGAGACUUCACACUGGAGAACAUCCGCAGAGGCUUGGGAGAGGAAAUGGACAAGUUUUACAACUCGUUGUGCAGAAACCUCCCAAGGAGAUACGUCCUACCCCUGAAUGUGGAUGAACAAACUCCUUUGGACCAAAACCUUGUCACUCUGCAUAACUAUAAAGCCACUGCAAAGAAGACAAAACCACGAGAGGUUUACAUGACCCAUGAGGAACUUCACGACGACGAGCUGCUGCAGUACGGUGGCCUUGAGUUCCCUCAGAUCAACUACGACCAGUACAAUGGAAGACCUUACCGCUACUUCUACUCCUGUGGCUUUGGACAUGUCUUCAGUGACUCCCUGCUCAAGAUGGAUGUCCACACCAAGGAGCUUAAGGUGUGGCGUUACCCUGGCUUGUACCCGUCUGAGCCUGUCUUUGUUGCUUCGCCCAAAGCUACUGAGGAAGAUGACGGAGUGGUCUUGUCAGUCAUCAUCACACCCAGGGAAGAGAAAAGUACUUUCCUGCUUGUUCUGGAUGCCAAGACCUUCACUGAGCUGGGCAGAGCAGAGGUCCCUGUCAAUAUCCCAUACGGGACACAUGGUGUGUUUAACGAGAUGGGCUAGAUGUGCCUCUGAUUGCAGCUCUGUGGCAAAUUGCUGAAAUCGAACCAGCAACCAGCUACAGAAAAGUUAUCUCUGUUAAUGUCAUUGCCUGUAAAAUUCCUGAACAGUAAAAGAAAGAAGAAAAGAAAGAAGAGCUGCAUAAAAACUGCAGACUCAUGUUAUAUGUUUGUGCCUCCUUGAUAAGAAUAGGUACAUGUCCUCUCUGUGUGCUGCCAUUAUAGUCAGAAAGAUGACAAUCCCAAAGACAGAAAACCCAGCAUGGCAUCAGCACACUGAUAAAGUUUGUCCUCUGUGUGUUCUUAUGUGCUCUUGAAAGAUUUUGAAACAGCCUUUAGACAACAGCAAUGUGGAUGUUGCUUACUUGGAAGGACUAAUAAUUCAUGUGGAAAACAUUUUGAAUAAAAAAAACCCAACAACAUGAAAGGCAAUACUCACAUUAAAAUAAAAUCCAUUUCCCCUUU